This is a messenger RNA of Malassezia globosa CBS 7966, 2109 nucleotides long. RefSeq lists its product as uncharacterized. Bases 1 to 2109 code for a protein of 702 amino acids. The record is from RefSeq and is a predicted model, not a curated record. NCBI's taxonomy places the organism in Eukaryota, Fungi, Basidiomycota, Malasseziomycetes, Malasseziales, Malasseziaceae. The transcript has a single exon. Gene Ontology annotation, biological process: DNA-templated transcription. Gene Ontology annotation, molecular function: DNA binding; zinc ion binding.
AUGAGUGAUGAUGAAUUAAGCGAUCUCGAAGAUCUUGAGUCUAAUCUGAAAGAUAUAGACCCGACUAUGAAGUCGGAGACGCUUGUUUCAGCAGUCCGAUCUUUGCCCGGCACUCAGAUUACACCACCUUCUCACCUCAUUCUUCCAUUAGAGGCGCGCGACAUACUGAACAUGGAGACAUUUUCUCCGAUCAUGCAAGAAAGCUUUACCCGGUGCAUGUAUCAAAAAGAGGAUGUAUUCAAGUUGAUGGACGUGUAUUUUACCCACCUUAACCUUUUGCGACACCCGAUUCCGAAAGAUAUCAUUACACAGGCAUUGUCGGGAAUAUACACAAGUAACGGCAUCAUCAAUCAAGAAAAUCUCACUCAGUUCAGCUUAAUUUCGGCAAUCCUUGCUGUAACCACUGUUUUUUUGUUGGUCUCGCAUCCGGAGUAUCUAAGAGAUCUGAAUCUAGACAUUUCUAGAUUCAACUUUGAUGCCUCGCGGCGCUUGUCGAAUGCAUCCAAAAUUGCAUGUGGUACAUCGCAGGGCUUGAACCGCGAAGAUACAAAUACCAUAUUCACCUAUGUUGUUCUGUCCCGCUACUUUUUCGUCACUGGAAGCCUCACGCGAUCUUGGGCUUGUGUUGUUGACAUGGUCCGCCUCUCGUUUUCCCUGGGACUUCAUCGAGAUGGAGCAGAAUAUGGUCUCGAUGAGAUUACUUGUGAACAUCGACGCGUGAUUUGGUCUAUCGUAUAUUCCUCAUCGCACAUUUACUGCCUCGGGUAUGGCCGCCCCCCGCUUAUCAAUGACGACUUGGCAGAUACACGCUCCCCGCAACCCAAGACGCCCAUGCAAGACAUCCCGACAGAGAUUCGUCAUUUGUUUGACGACGUGGACCCACCACAUUUGCUUUCGAUUAACAAAGUUAGGUUCCAUUUGACCAAAUUCAUCAGUGUGCUUUCUUUCGAGCUUCACAGCGUUAACAAGUCAUUCUCUUACGCGAAAGUACUCGAACUGCACAAUAACUUUGGCAAGUUUGUCUCAGAGCUGCCAUUCUACUUCCAAAUGUCAUUUCAGAAUGGCUCUGCAGUCAUGUCUUGUGAGUGUGAUGCAUACUUUCCAUUCCUACGAGCACAGCGCAGUCAUCUCUGGUUCGAUCUGUCGUUCUUUACAUUGUCGCUACAUUGUCCCUACUUGCUGCGUAUGCUGAAGAAGGGGCAGUCUCGACAGCGUUACAUGACGUCUUACGAUACUUGCAUGGAGUCAGUUAAACGGAGUUUGUCUAUGCGACGCGAACUACUCAAGUCAGAACAGCAAGAAUCUGGACCACGGAUGAAUCGGACAACCGUGUUGGCUUUUCGAUGGUUCAAUACAACUGUUGUUGCCGGAAUCCUUUUGCUUCUCACACCUAUGGGCUCUGAUGUUGAUAUUUUACGGAGCGGUAUGCAAGAAUUCAUCGAUUGGCGCUUGAGUAGCCAGCAUACUGGCAAUGAACCUGAAAACCUGACAGAUGUGAAUACUAUUCGCGCAUUUCUUGAACAAGACAUGAAGCGUCGAGCACAGUCAGAUGCAUUGAAUGAACUUGAGUCAUCAUCAACGAGCUCGCCCGAGCUGAAGCGCAAACGCCUUCGAGAUGAUGACGAAGUCUCUAAACCUACGAGUGCAAAUGAUGCAAAGGAGUCUACAGACACUGAAUGUUCUCCAUCUAUAAUUCCGCCGCCUGCCAACCACAACCUCCAGACUGACAUUUGGCCUUCAAAUGGUUUGCCGUUCAAUAUGCCAUUUGAAUCCGUCGAAACAUCGAGCCUUUGGCCGGACUGGCAACCCAAUAUGGAAACAGACCAGAGCUCUCAGCAUGAAUCCUCGGGGCCUUUCCUUUACGACAUGCCAGGGAUGCCAUUUGACUUGUCGAGCUCCUCUGCGAAUACGUCUCUACCUUCGUUAAACCUUGGUGGCAUGUUCCGUUUUCCGCAAGUUGCGCCGUACUCGGGGAUGAGUCAGCGAGGGACGGUGCCAUAUUGGUCUAUGGAGGGCGGCAAUACUACGCCGAACGUAUCGGCCCAGGCCCUGGAUUUCGAUUUUGCAAAAAAUGACCAAGAUGCACAGGAUUUGCUAAACUUGUGGUAA